Rhineura floridana is the source of this 1572-nucleotide messenger RNA. Its product is annotated as RING finger protein 151-like. The record is from RefSeq and is a predicted model, not a curated record. Bases 496 to 1572 code for a protein of 358 amino acids. The transcript is spliced from 6 exons. NCBI's taxonomy places the organism in Eukaryota, Metazoa, Chordata, Lepidosauria, Squamata, Rhineuridae. Gene Ontology annotation, molecular function: zinc ion binding.
CCAACAUUCUAUACGCGGCGUUUGCCUCCCCAUCAGCACUCUAACGCAGGACUGCAAGCAAUUCGAAGGAAACCUCUACUGCGCAUGCCCUGCGAGUGAUUUUGCCUCGUUCGACACGGCCGAUUGCCUGGUACCCUACACUUUACGACUCAGAACCGUCAAGCAUAUUGUCGCAAAAUAUCUUCCUCCCUUUUCCAACGUCUGAUUUCGUAGAAGUGAGAGCGCUGCUUAGAAACCAAGCGGAAGAGAGGGUUAACCAAUUCGUGAGGCCAAGGAAUCGGGCUGAUAAGUGCCUGCGAAUCGUAGAGAUAAAAAAAUGAGAGAACUCAUCCUAACACAAAUAAGGAACUUUAGACUUCUCUUUUUUCUCUUUCUACAAGGCAUAAACUUGAGAACUGCCCAUAGAAAACAAUGGCGAGAUCUAAACUGUUAGCAUAGCUAAGAUUGGGCAACAACGAGUCCGCCCAAAACAAAAGGCUAAAGGUCUUUGAGGAAAUGGGAUACGAUAUUGAGCGCUUUGUUGGUUAUGUAAAUGAAGGACUGUUGUGCUGUAUCUGCCGAGAUGUGCUGGAAGAUCCUCUGCAGGCGCCUUGCGAACAUGCUUUCUGCACUUCCUGUAUACAUGGAUGGCUUGUUCAUCACACUAACUGCCCAGAGGAUCGCCAACCACUUGAUCUGUCUGCCCUUCAACCGCUUUACAGAUAUAUGAAGAACGAUCUUAAUAGACUCCAGCUUCGCUGCAGGGAGCGCGGCUGUGAAAUGGUGUGUUCACUGGAAUCCAUUGACCGACACGAACGCGAGUGUGAAUACAGGCGGAUUCCCUGUUCAAACAGUGGAUGCCCAGAUCAGGUUGUACAGCAUAACUUAGACAGCCAUUUGGCAGUGUGCGAGUAUAGGAGCCGUGAGUGCCCCAAUGGUUGUGGGUAUGCCAUUCUCAGUGCUGAUGAUGCACAGCAUAACUGCGUGGCGGAGCUCAGAACGGAACUAGAACUGCUCAGGUCAGAGAUGAUCUACCGCAUGGAAGAGGCAAAACAUGAGAUGGAAUCUCGCUUAGAUUCUCAAAGAAGACAUAUGGUACAAAAAGAGAGUCUUUUGCAAAAUGAGAUUGAAGAGCUGAAGAGUCAGAUGUCCAGGAUGAUGUCUGACAUACAUACCCUUGUGGCCGCAGAAAGGCAGCAUUGGCAAGAGCUGGAGCAGGCACAGCUUGAGAAACAGGAAUUGCUAGAGCUAGUGAAGGGCCUCCAGAAAGACUGUCGACUCUCCAGGGAUGGAAGCAAGAAAGCAACAAACAUCCGACCUCUGACACAACUGGAGAGUAUGAAACGAAAACCAAGGGAGGUGACUGUCACAUCAGCUAAAGGAAGCUCUCCAACUCCUGCUUCCUGUAAAGAGCUGGAAGAACUGGAACUCUCCCCAUCCUCCCCCCACAUGGGCAUUGCUAGAGGACAAAGAAUAAAUGAAAAGCAACUUCCCCUAACUAAUAUGUACAUAAAUGAGAGGAAAUCUGCCAGUGCUGGCUUUUGUGCAAACCCUUCAUUCCCAUGGAACCACACACAGGAACCUCUCUUUUAA